Adineta ricciae is the source of this 3060-nucleotide messenger RNA. NCBI's taxonomy places the organism in Eukaryota, Metazoa, Rotifera, Eurotatoria, Adinetida, Adinetidae. The record is from the annotation of a GenBank genome assembly.
AUGAUAAGCAGUUUGACUAGUGUUUCGAAAGCAAGUGAAAAUUCAAACAUAGUUCCAGAAAAGCUCGGUAGACGUCGAUGUAUUGAUGCUAACAAGUGGCAAAAUGUGGUGAUAGUCUGGUUAGAAAAUCGCACUGAUCCUACUGAUGAAUACUUUCAACAAACAAUUGAACAACUGGAGAAGGAUGUUCAAUAUAUUGAUAUAUUUAUGGAUAAUGAUGAAUGCAUUGAAUUCAUACUUAGCAAUGAAGAUAAGAUCAUAUGUUUGAUCGUAUCUGGAUCAAUUGGGAAAUAUCUUCUGCCUUGCGUACACGACAUUUUUCAAUUAGAUUCUAUUUUCAUCUACGCUGUUGACGAGCAAUAUCGCAAACCAUGGAUGGAAGGUUAUAGUAAGAUCAAAGGAUGUUUUGCAGACAUGACAUCGCUGUGCAAAACUCUGAAAGCGAGGGUGGAACAAUGCAAACAGAAUACCAUGCCAAUAAGUUUCAUACCAUCUGGUAAAAAUUUCUACCAACUCGAUCCAUCGUUCAUGUACACUCAAAUAAUCAAAGAGAUUUUGUUGACAAUCGAAUUUGAAGACAAGCACAUUAGGGAAUUCAUUGCUUGUUAUCCUGAUGCGCUAGUUGAUGAACAAAACGAAACAAGUUCCAAUGAAGAACAGAUGCGUAGUUACCAUAAAAAAACUCCAGUGUGGUGGUAUACGAAAGGAAGUGUUUUAUAUUCUAUCGUGAAUCGUGCUUUACGAAUGUUAGAUGGGGAGAUGAUCACACAAAUGGGAUUUUUUAUUACUGAUCUUCAUCGACACAUUGAACAAAUAUAUAAAGCGCAAUAUGCGAACUAUUUAUGUGAACCAAAGUUUAUUGUUUAUCGCGGACAGGGACUAUCUGAAGCAGAUUUCAAUGAACUGAUGAAAACAAAGGGUGGAUUACUGUCAUUCAACAGCUUCUUGUCCACUAGUAAAGACCGUGAUGUAUCGUUGGCUUUCGCAGAAAGUAAUUCAAUCGAUCAUGAUAUGAUAGGUAUUAUUUUCGUUAUCGAGAUCGAUGUUACUCAAGCGACCACUCCAUUUGCUUGUCUUCGAGGCAUUAGUUAUUUUCCCGACGAAGAUGAGCUGCUAUUUUCGAUGCACAGUGUGUUCCAAAUUAAUGAUAUCCAACGACUGAAUAAGAAUGAAAGACUUUAUGAAGUCAAUUUGACUCUCACUGGUAAUAAUAAUGCAGAAUUUCGUACUUUGACUAAUUUUAUCAGAAAGGAAAGUUCUCCAACUUCAACCGGUUGGCACCGAUUAGUCUUCAUGCUGAUUACCUUGAACCAAACUGAUGUUGCUGAAGCAAUUAACAAGGAGCUUCUUGAGGAGAAAUCGAAUGAGGCUAGUCACAUAUCUAUCUAUCAUUCCAUGGCAGUUAUUAAAUACAAGCAAGGAGAAUAUCAAGAGGCUGUACGAUUUCAUGAGAAAGUCAUUUCAAUUGAACAGCACUUGCUUCCUCCUACUCAUUCUGCUUUCGCUGAAUCCUACAAUAGCAUCGGCGCGGUUUAUCACCGUAUGGGUGACUAUCCGAAAGCGUUCUCAGCAUACGAAAAAUCUCUCGCUAUCCGACAGGAAUCACUUCCUUCUGAUCACAUUGAUUUAGCGCUAUCGUACAACAAUAUUGGCGCUAUAUAUCAUGAUAUGGCUGCAUACGAAAAAGCACUAUCAGCAUACGAGACGUCUCUCUCAAUUCAGCAGAAGUCACUUCCUCCUACUCAUCCUCGGCUAGCUUUCACUUACAAUAACAUUGGUUUGCUGUAUCAUAGUAUGGGCGAUUAUUCGAAAGCGCUCUCAGCUUAUGAAAAAUCUCUCGGCAUUCAGCAGCAAUCACUGCCUGCUAAUCAUCCUGAUUUGGGCCAAUCGUAUAACAAUAUUGGCGUUGUGUACAAUCACACGGGUGACUAUCCAAAUGCUCUUACCUAUUACGAAAAAGCUUGUGGAAUUUGGCAACAAUCACUUCACUCCAAUCAUCCUUAUUUAGGUCGAUCGUACCUGAACAUUGGUUCGGUGUAUGACAACAUGGGUAACUAUUCAAAAGCGCUAUUAGCUUUUGAGAAAGCUCUUGUAAUUGGACAACAGUUAUUUCCGUCUGACCCUAUUCUUUUGAGUUCGUGUUAUGGCAACAUUGGCGCCGUGUAUGGGCACAUGGGUAGUAGUUCAAAAGCACUCUCAGCGUAUGAAAGGUGUCUGGCAAUUCAACAGCAUUCACUUCCAUCUAAUCAUCCUUGUUUGGGAAUGUCCUAUCAUCACAUCGGUUCGGUGUAUCAUAGUAUGGGUAACUAUCGAAAAGCACUCUCAGCGUACGAAAAAGGUCUUGUAAUUGUCAGUCAGACACUUCCUCCUACUCACCCUAGUUUGGCUGAAUCCUACAAUAAUAUUGGUACUGUGUAUCACGACAUGAACAAUUAUGAGAAAGCACUCUCCUUCUAUGAAAAAGCGCUUGAAAUUCAACAACAAUCGCUUCCUGACACUCAUCCCACUUUAGCUUCAUUGUACAAUAACAUCGGUGCUUUGUAUGGACACAUGUCGGAUUAUCAAAAAGCACUCUUCGCUUUUGAGAAAUCUCUCGCUAUCUGGCAAAGAUUACUUCCUUAUAAUCAUCCUCAAUUGGCUACACAUUACAACAACAUUGGCACCAUAUACCGUCACAAAAACGAGUAUGCAAAGUCACUCUCAGCUUAUAAAAGGGCUCUUACGAUCGUGCAACAAUCAUCCUACUCGAAUCCUCAGGAUUUAGCUUUAUCAUUCAUGAAUAUUGGCCAUCUAUAUCAUGAUAUGGGUGACUAUUCAAAAGCACUUUCCUACUAUGAAAAAGGCCUUGCAAUUCGACGACAAUCGCUUCCUGACACUCAUCCCAAUUUGGCUUUGUCGUACAAAAGUAUAGCUAUGGUGUAUGAAAAAAUGAAUAAUUAUUUGGAAGCCUAUCUAUUCUACGAGCAAGCUGUGGAAAUUGCUCAACAAUCGUUACCCUCAUGCCAUCCCGAUAUCCAAAUUUACAAAUACAAAAUUGAAAUUAUAAAAAAGAAACUAUAG